CCAAAUAAAAUCAGACCAGGCCCGGCCCACAAUUUCCAAUGUGAUUAGUUUUCAUUAUUGAUUCGUUGACUUAGAAGAACCCAACCACGAUUAAUCGCAGCCGUCGAUCCGGUCGAUCGGCGAUGGAGAAUUCCGACGUGUUCGGCUCGUCGACGGCGCCGCUUACGUGGCACGAUUUCCUCGAGCGCAUGCGCCAUCCCUCAGCCGCCGAAUUUGUCAAAGCCAUCAAAAGUUUUAUAGUCUCAUUUUUAAACAAUGCCCCGGAUGCGGAAAGAGACAGUGCAGCUGUGCAGGAGUUCCUUGGCAAUAUGGAAGUGGCCUUCAGGGCUCACUCCCUUUGGGCUGGAUCUUCAGAGGAGGAAUUGGAGAGUGCAGGUGAAGGACUGGAAAAGUAUGUUAUGACAAAGCUAUUUACACGAGUGUUUGCUUCAAUUCCAGAAGAUGUAAAAGCUGACGAGCAGCUUCAUGAGAAGAUGGCUUUAGUUCAACAAUUUAUUCGACCAGAGCAUCUGGAUAUCAAGCCGACAUUUCAGAAUGAAACUUCUUGGUUGCUUGCCCAGAAAGAACUGCAAAAGAUUAACAUGUACAAGGCACCAAGGGACAAGCUUGUUUGUAUUCUAAACUGCUGCAAAGUUAUCAGCAACCUCUUAGUCAAUGCCUCCCUUGCGUCUAAAGGAGAUCACCCAGGGGCUGAUGAGUUUCUCCCAGUUCUCAUUUAUGUCACCAUAAAGGCAAACCCGCCUCAGUUACAUUCCAACUUGUCAUACAUACAACGAUUCAGACGACAAACGCGCUUGGUAGCAGAAUCAGCUUACUUCUUCACGAACAUGCUUUCUGUGGAGUCUUUCAUCAUGGACAUGGAUGCUAAAGCUCUUUCAAUGGAUGAAUCCGAAUUCGAAAACAACAUGGAAUCAGCAAAGCAACUGCUUUUUGGACUCUCCGAGAGCUCAGAUGCACACAGUCAAGCAGAUCAGAAUUUCGAAUAUCAUCAGAGGGAGGAAUCUAUGGAGCCAAAACCACCUUUGAGUUCUAGGCGCCAUCAAGGUCCAGCUAAUACCACACGGGAUCAUGUCGAUUCAUCCAAAACCAAAUCAGGGAACGAUGAGCAAUAUGGCAGUGAUACGUCGUCGUCACUAAAUAAGAUCCCAUCAAUUUCAGACCUCGAGAAUAGAGGAGCCACCAUGCUAUUGAAGGAAGACGAGGUAAGCCGUGUCUUUCAAGAUUUCCCUUUCUUGUAUUCCCAGGCCGGUGAUUUGACGGUUGGUGAUGUAGAAGAUCUGCUAAGCAAUUAUAAGCAACUAGUGUUCAAGUAUGUUUGCCUUGCUAAAGGAUUAGGUGUAACAAAUCCAUCUCCUUCAUUACCAAAUGCUCAAGACCAUAACUUAGAGCAGCCUGAAACAGCAAAGGAACCAGAAAACAUAUCAGAACAUGCAGUUGAUAAUACCCAAAAUGACCCUACUAGCGUAGGCAGCGAGUGGCCCGAAUCAUCGGAUGUUGGGCCGAAAAAUACCGAUUCAAAGGUGGUGGAAGAAACAGCUCCUAAAUCUCAAGCUGAGGAGGAAAAUGAAAAUCAGAAUCCUCAGUGAUGACCAUCAAUCACCCUAUGAGAAUUAUGCAGGUCUGAUACAGUUGGUUCCAAUUUUUGUUGGAAGGAGCUACUCUUCUUCCAGUUUUUUCUUCUUUUUUUCCCUUUUAAUAUUUUUGCAUAAAUUAAGAUCAUGCUGUAGUUGUGACAAUUUGUUUAGAACUUUUGUGUACUAACAGGAUUAUGGACCAUUGUUAUGAAAGAAUCACAGUUUAUGGUGA
Molecule: messenger RNA, 1806 nt
Organism: Salvia miltiorrhiza (redroot sage)
Lineage: Eukaryota; Viridiplantae; Streptophyta; Magnoliopsida; Lamiales; Lamiaceae
Product: vacuolar protein sorting-associated protein 9A-like
Exons: 5
Coding region: 123-1586 (487 amino acids)
Biological process (GO): vesicle-mediated transport
Cellular component (GO): cytosol; endocytic vesicle
Molecular function (GO): guanyl-nucleotide exchange factor activity; small GTPase binding
Source: RefSeq, a predicted model, not a curated record